CAAGAGUUGAAAUUUAACCACUAGGUUCAGAGAUUUCGAUGAGUUCCUCAAAAAAACAGAGGCUCACCCCAGUCCACAGUGGCCCUGACCAAACCACGGGCAGAGAGUGGGGGACCAGCCCCCUGUUCUCAGAGCCAUGAUGCUGUGGAGAGGCCUCCACAAGCCCUUAGCCAUCCUCAGGCACGUGGGACCUCUCCAUGCCACAGAGCCGCCCCACUGGCGCUCCCAGCAUUCCUGUGCAGAGAAACACAGCAACUGUGCCCGACACCCGCUCUGGACUGGCCCAGUCUCCUCGCUGGGAGGCAGCCGGCAGUCUCCUGUGAACAUCCAGUGGAGGGACGGUGUCUAUGACCCACAGCUGGCGCCGCUCAGGGUCUCCUACGACGCUGCCUCCUGCAGGUGCCUCCGGAACACCGGUUACUUCUUCCAGGUGGAGUUCGAUGAUUCCUGUGAGGAGUCAGGGAUCAGUGGUGGGCCGCUGGAAACCCACUACAGGCUGAAGCAGUUUCACUUCCACUGGGGAGCGGUGAAUGAGUGGGGCUCGGAGCACAUGGUGGACGGCCAGGCGUACCCGGCUGAGCUCCAUUUGGUUCACUGGAAUUCCACGAAAUAUGAAAAUUACAAGGAGGCCACUGUGGGGGAGAAUGGGCUGGCGGUGGUAGGAGUGUUUCUGAAGCUCGGUGUCCAGCACGAGGCCCUGCAGAGGCUGGUGGACGUCUUGCCAAAAGUAAGACACAAGGAUGCACAGGUGGCCAUGGGACCCUUUGACCCUUCUUGUCUGCUGCCUGCCUGCAGGGAUUACUGGACCUACCCUGGCUCCCUCACAACCCCGCCACUGGCUGAGUCAGUCACUUGGAUCAUCCAGAAGAUGCCCAUUGAGGUGGCCCCGAGCCAGCUGUCGGCCUUCCGCACACUCCUGUUCUCUGGGUGUGGUGAGGCAGAGGAAGCAAUGGUGAACAACUACCGCCCACUCCAGCCUCUCAGGGGUCGGAAAGUCCGUUCAUCGUUCCAGGGAUGUCAUCUGUGGAUCAUUGCUAGCACCACCCAGAGUCCUCUGUGUCACUGAGUCCAAUAUCCUUUCGUCAAUGUCAAACCUGGAGCCCCUAUAACACUUCAUGAAGGGCUCGGUGGCUUUGAUAACCUGAUGAGACCAUUCUUAGAGUUCAGGAAGACCGAGGCUGUAGUCAAGGUGUGGGCAAGGCUGCUUUCUUCUGGAAGCCAUGGAAAGAACCACUAUAUAGCCCCAGGCUGGCCUGGAACUGGUCUUGCCCUUCCCACUGCUGGCUUCACAGCCACAAACCAACUCCUCCUUUCCCUCACCCUGACUGUGUAUCCAUGGCAUCUAUGGUCCCCUCUCUGCCUAUGGUCUAGCCCCACUGCCUCCUAGAAAACCCCUCAUGGUGACCUGGUGUUCACUCACAACCCAGUAGCAGCUCUCCAGAACAAUGUCCUUAAUCCCAUCCCGAGUCCCUGAGGCCAGAGUCAAAGGUUAAGAUGUGGGUGACUCUAUAACUAGGUGUCCCCUGACAUUCCAGAAGAGAUGUGGAAUAAAGUAAGAGGGCCUUGAAAGGGGAGACCUGCAUUCCCUACCAUCCUGCUGCCAGACACCCCUCUGUUUUAGGCCCUUCACUGUUUGUUGCACUGGAAAAACAGAAGGCAUGCUCAACUCUCAGGACCUUGACUGCCUUUCUGGAUGCCCCACCUGAUUGUGGGGCUAAGGAGAGAGAAGUGCCCAUAGCCUCACUCCCCUACUGCCCAGGUGACCUGAGGCCUCGGUAGUGACCUCUCUGAAAACAUCCUCACCUCCAGCUGCCUCGCCCUGUUCCAUCAGGCUGGGUCUCCAGCUUCUUGCCUCUUCCUGGGAUUCUCCACCCUCAAAUGCCCCUGCAGCUCGCCCCUUCCUUGGUCUCUGACAAUGGCCUGUGACAGAAUGCUCUCCAGUACACUCUGGUCCUUACUGUUUCUUCCUUGGACCUCUCAGCCCAGUGGACCCAAUGAGUUCUAUGAUUCUUCUGUCUCUGUU
Molecule: messenger RNA, 2023 nt
Organism: Meriones unguiculatus (Mongolian gerbil)
Lineage: Eukaryota; Metazoa; Chordata; Mammalia; Rodentia; Muridae
Gene: Ca5a
Product: carbonic anhydrase 5A
Exons: 8
Coding region: 137-1066 (309 amino acids)
Cellular component (GO): cytoplasm; mitochondrion
Molecular function (GO): zinc ion binding; carbonate dehydratase activity
Source: RefSeq, a predicted model, not a curated record